This is a messenger RNA of Lactuca virosa, 843 nucleotides long. The record is from the annotation of a GenBank genome assembly. NCBI's taxonomy places the organism in Eukaryota, Viridiplantae, Streptophyta, Magnoliopsida, Asterales, Asteraceae.
AUGGAUGAGUUUGCUUUUGAUAUCAAGAGUUGGUAUGUUCAUCCUAGUGGUUUAAAUGCUUUUGAAGUAAGAAAUGGCUUCCACUCAUAUGGAGUGAACUUAGAUGGGAUGUAUUGUACAUGCAGACUUUGGGAGUUGUCUGGGAUCCCCUGUGUCCAUGCCCAAGCAACCAUAAUUUACACACAACAGGAUCCAGCUAGAUUCAUCAGCACAUGGUUUGGUAAGGACAAGUUUUUAGCUACUUAUGAGUCUAACAUCCUUCCUGUUAAUGGCAGUAAUGUGUGGGAACCAACACCUUACACCAAACCACUACCACCUGUUGAAAGAAGGAUGCCAGGAAGGCCUUGUAUGAAAAGGAAAAGGCAUGUCUCUGAGCAUCAAGACAGAGGUGGUAGAAGAGGUGGAAUAGGGAGUGGAAGAGGUGGUAGAAGAGGGGGUAGAAGUGGUGGAAGAGGGUCUACCAGUGUUUAUGAAGAAGGUGAAAGUUCUGGGAAAAAAGAACCUGGGAUUGAGACUCAAUUUGUCACCCAAACAACACCUAAUGUUGAGAGUCAAUUUGUCACCCAAACAGCACCUAUUGUUGACAGUGAACAUGUACCAGAAACACAGGAAGCAGAUGUUAACAUUGAUGAUGAAGGUGAUGGUCUUGAUAUGGCUGAUCUGGAUCAGAUACUGCAUGAUUUGAGUUACCUUAAAGAGUCAAAAUACAGUGAAGCAGAGAUCCUUUUGCGUCUUAAUAUCACCCAAUCACAACUUAAAGGAUUUGAUGCUUUGCUUCACCAAUCCAAACAAGCUGCAAAGGCAUAUAUUAUAACAUUGACAGUGAAUUUUAUUUUUCAAUAA